Molecule: messenger RNA, 2732 nt
Organism: Oxyura jamaicensis (ruddy duck)
Lineage: Eukaryota; Metazoa; Chordata; Aves; Anseriformes; Anatidae
Gene: ZNF622
Product: zinc finger protein 622
Exons: 7
Coding region: 44-1453 (469 amino acids)
Biological process (GO): ribosomal large subunit biogenesis
Cellular component (GO): preribosome, large subunit precursor
Molecular function (GO): nucleic acid binding; zinc ion binding
Source: RefSeq, a predicted model, not a curated record
GGCUUUGGGCUUUGGAAAGGAGGGCAUCAAUUAGAGGCCUGUAAUGGCAACCUAUACCUGUAUCACUUGCCGCGUGGCUUUCAAGGAUGCUGACAUCCAGCGUGCCCAUUACAAAACCGACUGGCACAGAUACAAUCUGAAGCGCAAGGUUGCUGACAUGCCUCCUGUCACUGCCGAGAAUUUCCAAGAGAGAGUCCUAGCGCAGAGAGCAGUAGCAGAGGAGCAGAACAAAGUCACUGCCACCUACUGCACAGUUUGCAGCAAGAGGUUCGCCACCUUCAACGCCUAUGAGAAUCACCUGAAGUCCAAGAAGCACCUGGAGUUGGAGAAGAAAGCUGUUCAAGCUGUCAGCAAGAAGGUGAAAAUACUGAAUGAAAAGAACCUGGAAAAGGGGCUUGCCCUGGAGAGUGUGAACAAAGAUGAAAUGAACACAGCUAUACAGCAAGCCAUCAGAGCUCAGCCAUCUUCAUCACCAAAGAAAACACCUUUACCUCCUAAUAAUGCAAGCAGCUCUCCAGUUCCUAUGGAAAGCACCAGUCAGUCACAGAGUAGAGUACGAUCCGAAAAACCUCCACGUCUGCAGUGGUUUGAACAACAAGCAAAGAAGCUGGCCAAAGAACAGGCCGAGGAAGAGGAGGAUACAGAAGAAGGCUGGGAAGAUAUGGAUUCUGAUGAAGAAAUUGGCUCUGAUGAAGAAAUGGGAAGUGUGGGAGAAGAAGAGGAGGAGCAGGCAGAAGCUGAAAGUGCUCCUGCUGUCGGGGCCAUUCCAGUCACGGACUGCUUGUUCUGUUCCCACCAUUCAAGAUCUCUCAUGAAGAAUGUGGCCCAUAUGACGAAAGUUCACAGUUUUUUCAUUCCAGACAUAGAGUACCUUGUGGAUCUCAGGGGACUAAUUAAGUACUUGGGAGAGAAAAUUGGUGUUGGGAAAAUCUGCAUCUGGUGUAAUGAAAAGGGGAAGUCCUUCUACUCCACAGAAGCAGUACAGGCUCACAUGAACGACAAAAGCCACUGCAAACUCUUCACAGAUGGAGAUGCAGCAUUGGAAUUUGCAGACUUCUAUGAUUUUAGGAGCAGUUACCCUGAUCACAAGGAAGGGCAAGAUGGGGAGGUGUCUGGAGAGCUUCCAGCAGAGAAAGACUUGGAAUAUGAUGAUGACACCAUGGAGCUGAUCCUUCCUUCAGGUGCCAGAGUGGGUCAUCGUUCUUUAAUGAGAUACUACAAGCAACGGUUUGGUCUGUCAAGAACGGUGGCUGUUGCCAAAAAUAAGAAAGCAGUGGGUCGUGUGUUGCAGCAGUACAAAGCUUUGGGCUGGACAAGCCAGACAGGGGCAGUCUUUGCUCAGCAGCGUGAUAUGCAGUACCUGCAGAGGAUGAAGUCAAAGUGGAUGCUCAAGACGGGAAUGAGUAACAACGCUACAAAGCAGAGGCAUUUCCGGCCACAAGUCAGAUUUUGAGUACCCCAGAGAGCUGAAUGCAGCUGGUUUUGGAAAGAGGGAUUUAAUGGUUUCUGGCUCAUGGGUUGUGUUAUUAAAAUGGAUUUGGUACCUAACAAAUGGCGGUAUGUAUGCUGGUGUGCCUCCCUGUCUAUGAGAAGAUGUCUUGCAGGGAGCUUGUCUCUUCCGCUGAAAUGAUGGUUGGCCUAACUUGAAAAAGAAAAUACCUUAAAUGGAAUACGUGGCAAAGUAAUCACAGCCAUGAAUAAGGAUGCAUAGUCUUACUGCUCAUCUUUGUGCAAUACCUUUCUGUGGGGCAGCUGAUAUUGCCAUUUGUCUGAAUACCUUCGGUUUCCAACUCCGCAAAACUUGGCUGAGGCCAAGAGAAGAUCCUUGUGCUUAGCUUAGAUUAGAUCUAAACUGGAGAUAGAGAGUAUUGAAGGUGUUUACUUGUGGUGCCAGACAUAAGUUAGCUGAGUAUUUUGGACUUCUAGCUGGCACUAUUAAGGUGGAAAUUUGAAAGCAGAGAUUCUGGGAAGGUUGAGUGAUAACUGAAGAAAUGCACUGAUGGGAAACAUAACUCCAGGAUUCAUUUUGUCUCUUGAAGUUGACUGUACUUGCUUAAUGCUCCAGUUCAGGGCUGAGUUAAUGACUUUCAACAUAAACCAAUUGCACUGUAUUUCAUGAAUUUUCAUUACUUAAAACUGCUCAAAAUUAACAUAACAUAUAGGUGAAUCUCCAUCUAAACUUCCGAUUAUUCGUUAAAAAAUUACUGAUUAAAACUCUGAAGUAACUAUUGAUGUCAGCUUUUGUUAUUCCCUUUGAGAACUUGUGUUUUAUGAUCUUGCUGAAGGAAAGUCACCUGAGACAUGUAUGGCUAGAAUGGAGUGUCCUUCCUUCCAAAAGCACACUCUCCCACUUGAGCAUGCAAACUGUUACAGACAGAUGUAGAGAAAACUUGAUUCUUAAAAAGUUCAGGCACCAGUGCUAGUGUUGGUCCUGGUAUUGUAGAUGUUAAAAAGCUUCCAUGGCGUUACCAGUUCUGAUCUUCACGUAAAGAGGUGGACAGUUACACAAAAUGUGUUGCCUAGGUCAUGAUGCUCUUGAGCUGUAUUAUGCUGGACUUACAGUGUCCACAAGACACUGUCCACAGGAAAAUUGCUGCUUGCCUGCCUAUUAGUCAUGGAGGGUAGCUGCAGCUGCUUACGGUCAAGUCACAUUUCUUCAUUUUAGAAUUGCUCUGGGCUAGUAGUGGCUUUGAUUAGCAUGAUUUUAGUAAAUUUUCUUCCUUUCCUUUGAA